CAACAUCCGUGACGACAGCCGGAAGUGUGAAGCAUGCUAGCUGCAAGUACGUGCUGAAUGCCGAGCUAAAACAAAAGCUUCAGUUGCUUUUACAACGUGAGUCAAUUGUUUUUCUAGAGUUUUCUCCGCAGUGAAGUUAGUCAGUGUUCGGCAGAUUCUUGCAUAUCUGUGUGUCUGCGGUGCUGUGACAGAGCCUCGCCUGUGGGAAGAUGUCGUCCGGUCGUGGAGCAUCGUGGACUUUCAUCCCGACCGCGGCGGUGACCGUGUUUCUGCUCAACGCUGUUGUUGUUGCAGAGGCGAAGAACUUUGAGGAUGUUCGCUGCAAGUGCAUCUGCCCUCCGUACAGAAACAUCACUGGCCACAUCUAUAACCGAAAUGUGACCCAGAAGGAUUGUAACUGCCUUCAUGUAGUGGAGCCCAUGCCGGUGCCUGGCCAUGAUGUUGAGGCUUACUGCCUGUUGUGUGAGUGCAAGUAUGAGGAACGAAGCAGCAACACCAUCAAGGUAACCAUCAUCAUUUACCUGUCUGUUGUGGGUGCACUGCUGCUCUACAUGCUGUUCCUGCUCCUGGUGGAUCCUCUUAUCCGCAAACACGACACCUACACCCAGCCUCUGCACAAUGAGGAGGACUCUGAGGAGAUGCGUCCGCAGGUGGACAACAGCCAGGCGAAAGGAAACACAGUUCUGGAGCGGGUUGAGGGAGCACAGCAGCGCUGGAAAAAGCAGGUCCAGGAACAACGCAAGACGGUUUUUGACCGCCACAAGAUGCUUAGUUAAACCCCACAGCUGACCUCAAAACAGGUUUAGAAUAGGUAACUUCAUCUGGCUCAGCACACUGUCAAUCAACCCUUUGCAUUUGAUGUGCACACAUUUGAAUUAACAUUUCCUCUCUAAAAAACAUUUAAACACACUGAUCUAAAAAAGCUGAUAUUUAUUAGACGCAACGCUGCUUUAUUCAACGCUAAGUGGCAGUUUGCACACGAAACGGCAAUUAUACAUGGAAUAUCUUGAUAGUGGGAACUUUAUUGUCUAUUGAGACAAACUGUGAAUAGCCUAUAAGCUUCUUUGUGAUACUUUUUGUUGUUAGCUCCUUGCUAAUAUGGUAUUAUAAUAACAAGCAAUCUUUCUUGUAGCAUGACUUAUGACGUUACCUAAGAAGAGGUACAGCUUUAUGUUUGUGAAUGAUCAGUGGGGUAGAAAGCGCACCCCAUAUGUGCGUUUGCAAAGCAUUGCACAUUUUGUUGUUUAGCACUAAUGAUAAUUUAUUUACACACACACGCACACAAAAACACACAUAUAUAUAUAUACAUAUAUAUAUGUAUAUAUAUAUAUAUACAUAUGGCUCACAAACAUAUACAUAUAUAUAUAUAUAUAUAUAUAUAAAACCCUGGGAAUAUAUGGCUUCAUUUGCACUCAUAAUUUAAGGAAAGGAUUUUACAUUUUUGGCUCUGUAUUUCAAAGCUACUUUUAAUACACCCUUUUCUGUUUUUCUCCUUUUGUCGGUGUGUGUGUGUUGCACAUAACUCCAGUGCAAAAGUUGGCUCUUAAAUGUUUAUUCACAGCUUAAAAAAUGUGACAGGUGGUAAGGUCUACCAAUAGAUUUUGCAAGAUAUGUAUACCAUGCAGCAAGGAAAAGUUAUAUUAAAUCAAUUCCUUUUGGAUUUAUAAAAUCCAACGUCAAAUGGAUCAAAUCCUGCCAGUGAAGAAUAUUCAAAAUCAGUAACGCUGCUGAUAAUGUGUUGAAAUAUUGCAGAAUCAGGAAGCCUCAUGGCUUUGAAGGGCCCUCGUGCAUCAUUGUAUUUCAGUGAAUUUUCACUCCCAUUCUACUACUGAAUUUUUAAUUUUACAAAGAAAUGUACGCUGACAUUACCUCAUGCACAAUGUGAACUGCUGAAGCUUAUUUGUUUAUUUGUAAUGGUUUAUUUCGUCACAUACGUUCUAGGUUGAUUUACCUUUAAUUUAUUAUCACUGGUAACAGUGUUUUGUAUUUAUUUUUCUCUCUCCGGCUUAAACUGGAGUGUUUUGCUGCUUAUGUCUUUACAUUUGGCUUGAUGGUAAACAAUAAAAAGUAAAAAACUC
Messenger RNA from Scophthalmus maximus (turbot), 2078 nucleotides. RefSeq names its product transmembrane protein 9 (gene tmem9). Gene Ontology annotation, cellular component: lysosomal membrane. NCBI's taxonomy places the organism in Eukaryota, Metazoa, Chordata, Actinopteri, Pleuronectiformes, Scophthalmidae. The coding region runs from base 210 to 776 and encodes 188 amino acids. The transcript has 5 exons. The record is from RefSeq and is a predicted model, not a curated record.